GUGUGGCUUGCUUCAGGAUGAUGGCUGGAGGGAGAGGGCCGCUUCUUGCUUUGCUCUUUCUGCUGCAUUUCCUACUCCCUGAAGCCUUCAAGAUCCUGAUUCUCUCCUUCAUCGGAGGAAGCCAUUAUCUUAUGAUGGAUGAAAUUUCACAAGUCCUUCAUAAUAGAGGUCAUGAAGUCAGAAUGUUACUACAGACAGGUGUUCUGAUGAUCCCAGGGCGAAAAUAUGAGCAGCCCGAUACCUACCAAAUUACAGCUUGGUCUGCUAGCCAGGACUACCUCAAGGAAUAUGAGAAGUGGUUUGCUGACUACACGGAGGAUUUUCUGAAGGGCAGAGAGGACCUCAGCCGUUACUUGGAUUUUAUGAACCACUUGGCCUACCAGUGCCACGUCGUACUAAAUGAAUCAGAGAUCCUGAAUUCCUUGAAGGAUGAAAAGUUUGACAUAACAGUAAUGGAUGGUUUUAAUCCCUGCUCCUUCUUGGUUGCAGAGAAACUAGGCCUGCCUUUUGUUGCGGUGUUUCCUGGAACUUUUGCUAAUGGACCACAGGUUGGGAUUCCUAGCCUCCUGUCCUAUGUCCCAGUAUUUUAUUCCAACCUAGCUGACCACAUGGACUUCUGGGGCCGCGUGAAGAACUGUCUAAUGUCUCUUGUUUUAGCCAUAGUACAAUAUCAAGUCCAAACCAAAUUUGAAAAUGUCAUCAAGGAGCAUUUCCCAGCUGGGUCCAGACCUGUUUUAUCUGAGCUCUACUUAAAAGCAGAACUAUGGACUUAUAACACUGACUUCUCCUUUGAAUUUGCACAUCCGCUUCUUCCAAAUACAUUAUUAAUUCUUCAAGGACAUCCUAUGGCUCGUCUGCUUGUUACCCACGGGGGGCUGAACAGUUUGAUGGAAUCUAUCUAUCAUGGGGUCCCUGUUGUGGGAAUACCCCUUUUUGGGGACCAGCAUGACAACAUGGUCCGAGUGGAGGCCAAAAAUAUGGGCAUUACUCUCCGAAUAGACCAACUGAAAGCUGACAAAUUCACUCGCACAAUGAAGCAAGUUAUAGAAGACAAAAGGUAUAAAUCUGCAGUAAUGUCUCUGAGCACAAUUCAUCACUCCCACCCGCUCCCGCCAGAUCAACGCCUGGGACGAUGGAUAGAGCAUGUCCUCCAGGCAAGGGGAGGAGCUCACCUCCAGCCUUAUGCCUUUCAGCAGUCCUGGUAUCAGCAGUACUUACUGGAUGUUUUGUUGUUCCUGUCAGGGUCUGUCCUGGGGAUCAUCUACCUUUGUGUUAAGCUCGUAAGAACUGCGGUCUUUAGGAUCCGCAGUGCAGGGAAACAGAAACAAACAUAAUUUAAAACAUUGCAUAUUUGGUUAACACCAUCAUUUUAAAAAUGAGAAGCAGCUGUUAGUAGACAUGACUCACUUGCUUGAGGGAAAUGAUACAUUUCCUGGAUAAUCCAAGCACUCUGUAUGACCUAACUUUA
This is a messenger RNA of Terrapene triunguis (Three-toed box turtle), 1468 nucleotides long. Its product is annotated as UDP-glucuronosyltransferase 3A1-like. Bases 18 to 1334 code for a protein of 438 amino acids. The record is from RefSeq and is a predicted model, not a curated record. Lineage: Eukaryota; Metazoa; Chordata; Testudines; Emydidae. Gene Ontology annotation, molecular function: UDP-glycosyltransferase activity. The transcript is spliced from 7 exons.